AUGAGAGUAGCCCUCCUGGCCUUUAGACUGAUGUGCCUGGCCUGGCUGUGGCCUGUCAGCAGCCACUAUCCAAACAAGAGGAGACACAAGGAGCAGUACGGAGAGAACACCAAACAAAAGCACGGAGGGCGAGUGGAUCUUAAGAUGAAAAAGCUGGACAGCACCAAGUCUCUGCUAAUUAAAUCUGAGCAGCUGCUUCGGAUUGAAGACCAUGACUUUGCAAUGCGGCCUGGAUUUGGAGGUUCGGCUAUUCCUGUCGGCAUCGACGUCCAGGUGGAGAGCAUUGACAGCAUAUCUGAAGUAAACAUGGACUUCACCAUGACUUUGUACCUGAGGCAUUACUGGCAGGACGAUCGCCUGGCCUUCCCCUCCAGCAGCAACAAGAGUCGUACCUUUGAUGCACGUCUCGUGAAAAAAAUUUGGGUUCCAGACGUGUUCUUUGUCCACUCGAAGCGUUCUUUUAUCCAUGACACGACCAUGGAGAAUAUCAUGCUGAGGGUUUUUCCUGACGGCAAUAUCCUCUACAGUGUCAGGAUCACUGUGACGGCACUUUGCUCAAUGGACUUCAGUAGUUUCCCUCUGGACACACAGAGUUGCUCUCUGGAGCUAGAGAGCUAUGCUUACAAUGAGAACGACCUAAUGCUCUACUGGAAGAACGGGAACGAUUCAUUAAGGACUGACGAGAUCGUGCUCUCUCAGUUUUUUAUUGAAGACUUCCAGCCUUCCUUUGGGCUUGCCUUCUACAGCAGUACUGGUUGGUACAAUCGGCUCUACAUUAACUUCAUUCUCAGGAGGCAUAUCUUCUUCUUCAUGCUUCAGACGUACUUCCCCACCAUGCUGAUGGUGAUGCUGUCCUGGGUGUCUUUUUGGAUAGACAGGAGGGCCGUACCUGCCCGUGUCUCUCUGGGCAUCACCACGGUUCUGACCAUGUCCACCAUCAUCACUGGUGUCUCAGCCUCUAUGCCACAGGUGUCUUACGUCAAAGCUGUAGACAUCUACCUGUGGGCAAGCUUCUUGUUUGUCUUCCUGUCUGUCAUCGAGUACGCUGCUGUCAACUAUUUCACUACAGUGGAGGAGAUGAAGAAGCUCAAGAGGGCAAAGAUCCCCAACUCCUUCGAUGCCACCCAGGCUAUGGCGUUCGAUGGCUGUUUCCAUGACAAUGACAUCGACCUGACUCCUUUCCCUGAUGUCUCCAGCACCCCGAACACAGAGAGGAACACCCAGUCUCGAAACUCUACUGUCUCCGGACCAACAGAAGGCACCCGGCUACGCAGCAAGCACCCUGUGAAGCAACACCUCAGCUUCAUUAUGAGCAACAGCUACAUGAUAGACUCCUACUCCAGAGUCAUAUUUCCCCUGGCUUACCUGCUCUUCAACAUCAUUUACUGGAGUUUGUAUGCAUAG
Messenger RNA from Cyclopterus lumpus (lumpfish), 1404 nucleotides. It is a transcript of the gene gabrr3a, whose product is annotated as gamma-aminobutyric acid type A receptor subunit rho3a. Gene Ontology annotation, biological process: signal transduction; chemical synaptic transmission; monoatomic ion transmembrane transport. Gene Ontology annotation, cellular component: neuron projection; synapse; membrane. Lineage: Eukaryota; Metazoa; Chordata; Actinopteri; Perciformes; Cyclopteridae. Gene Ontology annotation, molecular function: extracellular ligand-gated monoatomic ion channel activity; GABA-A receptor activity; neurotransmitter receptor activity. The transcript is spliced from 9 exons. Bases 1 to 1404 code for a protein of 467 amino acids. The record is from RefSeq and is a predicted model, not a curated record.